AUGGCGCAAUCAUUGCCAAACACGCCUUCUAAUGUGAUUCUAACGCAACCGGGAUUUUUCUUGAAGCGAGAAAGACAUUUAGAGGAUGAUAACUGGAUCACAAAACCCCUGCAUCUACCUCCCGAUAUCCCAGUCGGACUAGAAGUUCUUCAUUCUGUUGAAGAACUAACAAUCACAAGAAACACUUCCAAAGGUACAAUAUGUGGAGGAAAACUGCAUUACACUCUGUCUGGGAAACACGGAAAGCAAGUGUACGCAGGCGUAGAAGAUCCUAAUUGUUGCUGUACAUUCUGUUGUGGACCUUCAAGGUCUUAUACAAUACAUCUCAACAAUAAAUGGGAUAAAGAAAUGCUACGAUUGGUCAGACCAUACAGGUGUGACGGUGAAUGCACUCUUUGUUGCUGCUGUCCAUUUGCCAGAAUGCGUCUUGAUAUUAUAUCUGGUUAUGAUGGACGGAAAAUUGGAAGCGUUACACAGAAAUUAAGCUGUUUCAAAAACUUGUUCGAAGCUACCUCGAAAUCUACAGGGGAAAAAUAUAAAAUAAUGGGCAAUGCAUUUCCUUGUCGGUGUUGCAUGACGUUCUCCUUCAAAAUCAAAACUAUAAACGACGAAGACGUUGGUGAGAUAUGGAAGAAGCGUUACAACGAUAAAAAUCCGAACAUUAGUUCCUCUCAUGAAACGUUUGGAGUCGUGUUUCCAUCAGAAGCAAGUGUGGAUAUGAAAUCAACGUUGAUAGGAGCUGCAUUUCUUGUGAACCAUACAUAUUUUGAGAUGAGUUGAAAUAGGAUGAAACAAACAUGCACAAAGUAAACCUGUGAUUUUGCUUCAUGGUCUCCACUGAAGAAAUCCGUCACCAAUUGUAUCACAUAUGUGCCUAAAACAAAAUUGUUUUGGAUAAUCUAAGCAUAAAAUUUGUAA
Messenger RNA from Styela clava, 918 nucleotides. Its product is annotated as phospholipid scramblase 2-like. Gene Ontology annotation, molecular function: phospholipid scramblase activity. Lineage: Eukaryota; Metazoa; Chordata; Ascidiacea; Stolidobranchia; Styelidae. The record is from RefSeq and is a predicted model, not a curated record. Gene Ontology annotation, cellular component: plasma membrane. Gene Ontology annotation, biological process: plasma membrane phospholipid scrambling.